Molecule: messenger RNA, 4008 nt
Organism: Ornithodoros turicata
Lineage: Eukaryota; Metazoa; Arthropoda; Arachnida; Ixodida; Argasidae
Exons: 4
Coding region: 158-2929 (923 amino acids)
Source: RefSeq, a predicted model, not a curated record
CCAUUGAAAAAACUUAAAAUAUGCCGCGCUAAGCUGUUUUUUUUUCUCUCUCUCUCUGUUUGGUGUUCACUGUUCACUUGAAGUGCUUCUUGCCGUGUUUUUCUUUUUUUGCUCAAGCUGCUGCUUCCUUUUUUCGUUAGAAAGGACCGCGUGUACGAUGGCAACAAAUGAUGCGCCGCGAAAUCUCAAGAAACUGUACAUGUACAAGGGACGACGUUUCUCAGUUCCACGUUCAACAAAACAUUACAGGACAAGGCGGCUUUGUGACAGCACUCUGAAUGCUACCAACUGUAUGACAACUGACAGCAACAGCCCGCAAAUGACAGAUCAGCCGGCUGAACCAAGCACCGACGUCCGAGGCACAGGAAAUUCUCUACCCGCUGGCCGUCAGAACUGUGAGUCUGAUGUGGACGACAGCGACUACGGUGCAGCAUUGCAAGGGCAGAGAAGAGAGGAAAUGCACGCAGGAGCUUAUUGUGACCCCAAUGAACUCGACGUCUCACAUGCUAUAGAUGACAAUGUUUUUACAUCGACGAACAGCCUGUCAGGAAUGAGCGCAGACGAUUACUGCUUGGAGAAUUAUACAGGACCCAUGCAGGUCACAAUGGACACGGAACAGCAAAGCAGUGGAUCCACAGGUGCACCAGGCGAUAUUGGGCACGAGGGGGAAGAUAGCCACCCCGAGAAAAGUGAAACGCCAGCUGAUGAAGAAAGCCUUCCUGCUUUCGAAGAGGCCGAAUUGUUGGCAGGAUGCCUGAGAGAGUUCGGUGAUGAAACCCUGCCGAAUUCGCCCACAACCAAAGCUGAGGCAAUUGCCAUGAUAAUGUCGUUUGCUGUAGGCCAUAGCCUUACAUGGACAUGUAUAGAAGACCUGCUGAAGCUUGUAAAUCUGCUGUUUGGAUCAGACGUGCUCCCAAGGACAAAAUACCUACUACGAAAGCUGUGGAAACCAAAGGAGGAAAAGUUUGUAAGGCAUCAUUAUUACUGUGAGGACUGCAGGACCCUGCUAGUACAGGAUGAAGAAACACCAUAUUUGGCUUGCACCACUUGUCCCAAGACCAGUGAAAUAUCAACCCUCAGGAGUUCAGGAAACUUUUUUAGCAUCCUCAACUUUCAUCAACAGCUGAAAUUUGUUAUAUCAAAAAACAAAACAGCACUUUACGAAAGCCUGAGAAAGACAAAUACUUCUGAUACUGCAACUGGUAUCACUGACGUAACAAAUGCGAAACUGUGCCAGAAGUUGAAACAGGAUGGUAUCAUCACAACAAAUGACCUAACUUUUACGUUUAACACGGAUGGAAGUCCAGUGUGGAAUUCAUCAAAGACAUCUGUAUGGCCAAUACAGUUCAUUGUCAACGAACUGCCACCUCAGCUGAGAUUCAAGAAUUGUGUGUUGGCUGGACUCUGGUUCGGCAAGUCACACCCCAACAUGACGUUGUUCUUGACAAAAUUUGUAGAGGAAGUAAACAACACCCCACCAGUUGUCUGGCAACACAAUUCUGAGGUGCUGUCGUCGCGUGUCUUCGGGGUGUGCUGCUGUGUCGACACACCUGCCCGUGCCAUGGUUCAAAACCACAUCUCAUUUAAUGGCUUCUUCCCUUGCACUUGGUGUCUCGUUUGUGGCGAGUACAUAGAAGGUAGCAUGAGAUUCCUCUCUGAUACUCCCGAUCAAGAACGAACAGAUUCAUUUGUGAGGCGGGAUAUGGCUCUUGCACUGGAGGUGGGCACAACUGUAAAUGGUGUGAAGGGCCCAUCACCACUGAUGAACUUGCCGUACUUCGACUUGGUUUGGGGCCAGACGGUCGAUUACAUGCAUUGUGUGCUGCUUGGGGUUACCAGGCAAAUCACAGAAUCGGUGCUGAACUUGUGUACUCCAUCGACCAUUGCAGCGGUUAACAGUCGAUUAGAAUCGAUAACACCACCCCACUGCUUCACGAGAUUGCCACGAUCAUUAAACGAAAGGGCAUACUGGAAAGCGAGCGAGUGGCGACAUUGGUUGCUCUUCUAUAGUCUACCUUGCAUGUUGGGCCUCGUACCAAUCAGUACAUGGCGGCACUUCAGGAAGCUUGUUGAGGCCACCCAGAUCCUUCUGUCAGUGGAGCUGACAGCAGUUCUGCUUCGUCGUGCUGAUGGCCUGCUUCGACUUUUUGUCUCACGCACAAGGGACCUCUAUGGCAACGCCAGUAUGACCUACAAUAUGCACCAACUCCUCCAUCUCGCCACUACAGCAGAGAAACUGGGGCCACUUUGGGCACAUUCGGCAUUUGUUUUUGAAGGUGGCAACGGUGCUCUUGUAAAAACUGUGACAGCAGCGAAAGGCGCCCCCUUUCAAGUUAUUGAACGCGUUGCCAUGGCACAGGAGCUUGAUAUUGUGCUGUCGAGCACAUCACUUUCACGCUCCGUUACUGACCUGUGUCACAGCAUGCUGGGAUACGAGCCUCUGAAGAGCUUUGAAUACAUCAAUGGUGCCUGUAUGCUCGGAGCAUCCAAAUUUGUGUGCAGCUUCUCCCCUGCAGAAAGCGCAGCCCUACAACAGCUGUAUGGCACUGCACCUUGCUCAGCUUUGGAAUUUUUCCGCUUCAUCUUGAAAGGACAAGUGUACCACAGCUUUGCAUACACAAGGGCAAACAAGACGGACAGUACAGUUUUAAAAGUGUCUCCUGGAAAUGAAUUCUUCAGAAUCCAAAGGGUUCUGAAAGUCACUGUAAACAAUGUUGAAAGAUGCGUGUUACUGUGCAAGGAGAUAAUCAUUCCUGAAGCAACGUUAGUGAGGUUUCCACUUCACAUCAAAGAGGCUGUUGUGUGCCCACUAGCCAGUCUCAAGGCAGUGGAAAUUGAUCAUGUUAUUGAACCAGUGCUCUUUAUUAAUUUCCCUUCUGAAGAAAGGUCUUAUGUAUGUGAGCUACCCAACACGAUUGAGCGGGACUAAGCAAACAGCAGCAUGUUUCAUGCUUGGUUUAUUUACUAUCAUAUCGCUCACUGUAGUACCGUAAUUUCACGCGUAUUAGCCGCGGCUUAUGCGUGAUUUUUUUUCUCACGGGCGCUCUGCAGCUUAUCCACCGGUGCGGCUUAUCUGAUUACUAUUUUUUCCUGGUAUUUUUCCCAUAUGCCGGUUUUAAUGAAAGGGCCGACAGUGUCUCUGGAACAGCACUGCCCUGCCGAUGCACGAACAGUUCGUAACAGGGACGGGUCCACAUUCGAGUACAUUGAUCUUCCUGGUGCAUUUCCCCAAGCAGCUUUAACGAAAGUUGUGACAGUGAUUCACGUCUUCUUGAAGACCACUGACCCAUCAAUCCAUGAAAAACUCCCAACAAGGGCACAAUCCGAUCUUGGUAGAACUCUAGAGCUGACCUUCUUUGCUGUACACUAUGCCGACCCUGUAGUAUGGACCACGAGGUUUAUGGCCUUCUCUAUGGUCUCCUUUGUCUCACAAAUCAGUCUUCUCGUAUUGCCCGUGGCUUAUCUGCCAGAAAAAUUUCAAAACGUUCCUAAAAACGUGUCCUGCGGCUUAUCUGCGGUGCGGCUUAUACACGUGAAAUUACGGUACAUAUGGCAAGCUUUCUUUUUUUUUUUUGCACGAUACAUAUGUUGUAGAUGUAGCUAUAACUUUCCACUUUGCAAAUUAACUGGAUACAGUGAAUCCCUUUAUUGCGGUCCAUUGAGUCACUUUGUAAAGUGUUAUUAGCCAAAUAAAUUAUGACAGUGUUAAUUGCAGAAACCCUGAGACAAGACAGAGGCCAAAAUGCAGGCAUCACAGCACAAAAGCCUGAACACACGACUUGUCUCCAGUCCUGUUGGGUUGUGUGUGUCCUGCCUUGUAUCAGAGUUUCUGCAUUUGUAAAUAAUCACCUCACCUGGCCCAUCUCUAUCAAUAAGAAAAUGCAAUAACACUUUGUAUGCUUGUGAUUGCAAUUUGUGUGGACCACCUGCAGCUUUUUGCUCAGAAGCCAUUAAAAUAUAGAAAAAUUAUAAUACUCCCCAUACAUCUGCCACGUCAGAACCUGACUA